CCCUGCUUGAAUUCAACGCCAAGCAUGUUCACUUGAAUGUUGUAAAAGAAGAGAUAAAUGCACUGAAGCUUAGGUGUCCCACAUUAGUCAGUGUCCCACAUUACACUAAUCCACCCUAUGUAACGCACGCUUCUGACGAAUCAUCUUCACAUGGCUCAAGUAAUAGGACAAAUAUAGAGCAUUUGAUAAUGCAAAUGAAAAAUGAUCCGUUUUACGUGAAUAUUUGAGUACACUGAUCCAUUACUACAUGCAAAACUUUCCUUUAUGCAGAAAACACCACGCUCAGCUUCAUUAGUAGCUUUGCAUUACAGAGAAAUUACUGUAUCGCUGACUAAGAUAGCGCGUUUUAAAGGAGUGCGAACUUUAAUCUGUCACCACUUUAUUGUUCCCUUAACACGCAAAGUUGAGGUAAUAUUUAACACUCCUGCUCUAUUCGACUGUCGAGAGCGUCAGCGCGCAACAGAGAAACCGAAUUGCGCUGGAUAAUAAAGGAAUUCUGAACCAAAACCCUCGCAUUUCACUCUAAGAUGGGGGUUGGAAAAUGGGUUCUGGCAGCAUUUGGGAUCGUAGCGAUCGUUGUGUUGAUAGCUGUUCCCACAGCCAUUCUUCUCAACGAGGAUAAAACUGAAUCCCAGAGGACUUUUACUUUAGAAGAUUACUUCAAUGGAACUGCAAGAACCAAGUCAUACAACAUGCGAUGGGUUUCAGAUGAUGAAUAUCUUCACAAGACAGGAGAAGGUUCAUUGCAUCUGAUCAACGCAAACACUGGAAAUGGAAGUGAAUUAGUGAAUCAGCAGAUAUUUUACCGUGUAGCAGCUUUUGAUUACAUGGUGUCAGCCGAUCGAAAAUACGUCUGUUUCCUGAGCAACUACACCAAGCUAUGGAGACACUCCUACACUGCAUCAUAUUCCAUCUACGACCUGGAAAAAAGGGAUUUUAUAAAUACAGAUAUCCCACAUGAAAUCCAGUACCUAGCAUGGUCGCCAACCGGCCACAAACUGGCUUUUGUGUGGCAAAACAACGUCUAUGUGAAGGAAACUCCCACCUCUGCAUUCAGGCAGGUCACUACCGAUGGAGCCCACAACCUGAUCCUCAACGGCAUUCCUGACUGGGUGUACGAGGAGGAGAUGUUCUCCACCAACUUUGCUCUGUGGUGGUCACCAAAUGGGAGGUUUGUGGCGUACGCCAAAUUUAAUGACUCAGGAGUCCACAACAUUGAGUAUACAUUGUACGGAGAAGGCCAAUAUCCAGAAACGGUCUUAACACCAUACCCCAAGGCUGGAACCCCAAACCCAACUGUGAAACUCUUUGUCUUUGACACAAACACAAACACGACCAAUGAAGUCCUGGUUCCCAGUGAUGUUGGUGCAGGAGAGCACUACCUGAGUACUGUUACAUGGGCGUCAGAUGAGCGACUUGCAGUGCAGUGGCAGAAGAGAACGCAGAACUAUGUUGUUUUGAAGACGUAUGACUUCAGCGGCAAUGCUUGGAAUGAAAGUUCACUGAGCCAGGUUAUCACAAGCAGCACGGGCUGGGUUGGCCGAUUUUCUCCUGAUGAACCUGUCUUUCGGCCGAAUGGCAGCAAUUGUUAUUACAUUAUGAGUGAUGAGAAGCAAUUUAAGCAUCUCGUUUAUUUCAGUCCAACAGUAAAGUCGUUCCUGACAACAGGAAAUUGGGAGGUCACUAGCAUCCUUAAGGUCACAAACGAUGCUAUAUACUAUGUGAGUAAUGAACACAAUGCGAGUCCGGGCCAAAGGAACGUUUACAAAAUCACCAUAAAUGGUGAUGCUCAUUCGGAGCGUGAGUGUCUGACCUGUACCCUCAAUGCGGACCGGUGCAAAUAUAAUUCUGCCCUGUUUAGCACUAAAGGAACCUACUACCUCAUGAGCUGUUCUGGGCCUGGACUGCCUCUGCAUACACUGAGAAACAGCAGAGAUGGAACAGAGGUGAGAAUUCUUGAAGACAACAAGGAUUUGGAAAGUACUCUGCAGGAAAUCGCCAUGCCAUCAGUUACACAUGGCACGCUGAAGAUCGGAGAGUUUGACCUCUGGUACCAGAUGAUUCUGCCUCCCAAAUUCGACAAAUCCAAAAAAUAUCCUCUGCUUAUUGACGUAUACGCAGGCCCCUGCAGUCAGAAGUCAGAUUUCCGGUUUAGGGUGGGAUGGUCCACAUACUUGGCCAGCACAGAGAAUGUGAUCGUGGCCAGCUUUGAUGGGAGAGGAAGUGGUUACCAAGGAGACAAAAUUAUGCAUGCCCUCUACAAACGACUCGGCACAUACGAAGUUGAGGAUCAGAUAACAGCCGUUAGACGUUUUAUUGACAUGGGCUUCAUAGACAAAAACAGGGUUGCCAUCUGGGGCUGGUCUUAUGGCGGUUACGUCACUUCAAUGGUUUUGGGAGCCGGAAGUGGAGUUUUUAAAUGCGGAAUGGCCGUCGCUCCGGUCUCUAAAUGGGAGUAUUAUGACUCUAUUUACACUGAGAGGUACAUGCUGACGCCAACGGAGAACCAGGCCUUUUACGAUACUUCCACAGUGACGGGAAGAGCCAGGAACUUUAAAUCGGUCCAGUACCUCCUGGUGCACGGCACCGCUGAUGAUAAUGUUCACUUCCAACAAGCUGCUCAGAUCUCUAAAGCACUCGUGGAUGAACAAGUGGACUUUGAUGCAAUGUGGUACACUGAUGAAGACCACGGUCUCGGCGGCUCGUCCAAUCAGCACGUCUACACUCACAUGAGUCACUUUCUGAAAAACUGCUUUUCUUGAACUUGUGAAACUUUCCAUCGGACCAAAUAAGCCCACCUAGAAGCCACAGCACUGAAUCCACAUUACUUCCAGACCACUUCACGCACUUAAACACGUCAGGAGUGUGUGACUCCCCAUCAGCAGCCACUGAAUCCACAAGAACCCUGUAGCUACUGUACUGUGAGGCAAUAACGGACUCCUUUUAGUCACGUUUAUCAGUUUCAAAUGUACAGUCUGAGCAACUUAGUUAUGAAUCUUUAGUACACCGAAAAUCAACAACAACACAGAAAUACUUACUGGAUAAACACAAAGCUUGAUGAGCUAGCUAAACAAAACUGAGAGUAAAAAAAAAUAAUAAUAAAAUACAUACAAAUACAAUUAUUAUUAUUAUUAUUAUUUAUUAUUAUUAAUUACCUUUUAAGCUGGGGAGAGCAAUAUUGUGUAUUUUCCAUAUCAAGUUCAUUGCCAGCUGUACAUUUUCAUGUAUAGUACAAAAAUAAAAAGAAUAUUAAUGUUAAUUUAAUAUUGUAAUUAUCAGAUAUAUUAAACAUAAAAUAAUGCAUUACAAUAUUUUCACACUUUAAAUACUUUUUUUAUCAAGCUUUGUUGAGUAUCAAGUAAUCUUUUAAGAAAAUAUUUAUUGUAUGUGCCAUUACUUUUAAAAUAUAAGCCAUCAUUUGUAUGAUAUAGCAGAGAUAUAUUUCAAUAUGUAAUAAAAUUCAAUAAAAAUGUGUUCAAUUGUCAAA
Messenger RNA from Onychostoma macrolepis, 3487 nucleotides. RefSeq names its product dipeptidyl-peptidase 4 (gene dpp4). Gene Ontology annotation, molecular function: serine-type endopeptidase activity; dipeptidyl-peptidase activity. The transcript is spliced from 26 exons. The record is from RefSeq and is a predicted model, not a curated record. Gene Ontology annotation, biological process: proteolysis. Lineage: Eukaryota; Metazoa; Chordata; Actinopteri; Cypriniformes; Cyprinidae. Bases 528 to 2762 code for a protein of 744 amino acids.